AUGGCCGCCUAUUUCUUUGGCUCUCCAAUAGAUAUUGACGUCAAACUAGACGGCGAAGAAGCCCGCAAGCAUGUCGAAAUGAAGACCGAGAAAGAGAAAGUAAUAUCGUGCCCUGUGUACUACGACGGCGAGUCGGUGACCGGCCAAGUCACCAUACGAAUUCGAGAUGGGAAGAAGGUCAUACAUGAGGGAAUCAAGGUCGAGUUUGUGGGCAGCAUUGAGCUAUUCUACGACCGGGGGCAUCAUCAUGAGUUCCUGUCAUUAUCGCAAGAACUCGCGGCCCCUGGGGAGAUGCGACAAGCGCAGACGUUCGACUUUAACUUUAAGAAUGUCGAGAAGCAGUUUGAGAGCUACCAGGGUAUCAAUGUGAAGCUGCGGUACUUUAUUCGUGUGUCUAUUUCUCGGCGGAUGGCAGACGUAUCAAAAGAGCAAGAUUUAUGGGUUCACUCCUUCCGUAUGCCCCCCGAUUCGAAUAAUUCCAUCAAGAUGGAAGUCGGCAUAGAAGACUGCUUGCACAUCGAAUUCGAGUACAAUAAAUCCAAAUAUCACCUCAAGGACGUAAUUGUCGGCAAGAUAUAUUUCCUACUUGUUCGCAUCAAGAUCAAACAUAUGGAACUGUCAAUUAUCCGCCGCGAGACAACUGGUUCGCCGCCCAAUCAGUAUAACGAAAGCGAGACGAUUACGAAGUUCGAGAUUAUGGACGGUGCGCCAGUGAGAGGCGAGACAAUACCAAUACGACUGUUCCUCGGAGGCUUCGAUUUAACCCCGACGUUCCGUGAUGUGAACAAGAAGUUCAGUACCAGGUACUACCUGAACCUUGUGCUUGUCGAUGAGGAGAACCGGAGAUACUUCAAACAGCAGGAAAUCACUAUAUUCAGGAUACCAGAGAACUAA
Messenger RNA from Pleurotus ostreatus (oyster mushroom), 894 nucleotides. It is a transcript of the gene VPS26BL, whose product is annotated as Vacuolar protein sorting-associated protein 26B-like protein. The transcript has 7 exons. Bases 1 to 894 code for a protein of 297 amino acids. Gene Ontology annotation, cellular component: endosome; retromer complex. The record is from RefSeq and is a predicted model, not a curated record. NCBI's taxonomy places the organism in Eukaryota, Fungi, Basidiomycota, Agaricomycetes, Agaricales, Pleurotaceae. Gene Ontology annotation, biological process: retrograde transport, endosome to Golgi; intracellular protein transport.